GGUGUGCCUAGGUGAUGCAGGCUAGCGGGGGCGGGACUUAGCUCCUGCUUCAGGUGUGUCUUUGUGAUAGAGCCACAAGGCAUUGAGAGGCAAACAGUAAAGACAUAAACACACAGAUCUAGGUCGACUGACAGGUAAAUAAAACGGCGGUCGAAUUCAGAAAGAGAGAGAGAAGGAAGUGGGAGCAACAGAUGAGAGAAAAUGGAGAGAAUGAAAAAUCGAUUCAUACCUUCCUCCUGAAGAUUUCCAGGAAGAUUAGGGAUUGCUACCUGUCUGGACUUGCAGAGGGAAAGGCAGAUCCCUCACCAAUGAAGACCACCUGGUACUGUCCUCUGGAUCUGUCCACUGUGGUUGAGGAAGAGGAAGAUGGAGUGAUAUACACAGUGGUGGUGAAACAGCAGCAUGGCACCCCCAACAGUGUGACGUCAGCGGUGUCUCGCUCCCAGUGUGUGAAAGCAGGGACAGAAGAGAAGCUGGUGCUCCACCUCCUUCACUCCUUUGCUAUGGGAGACUCCUCCUUCAUCACAAUCUUCCUCUCCACCUAUCGAUCCUUUUCCUGCACAGGCAGAGUGCUGGACAUCCUCACUGACAGGAACUCUGAACUGUCUGGAGGUCAAGGCUUAAAAACAAAAAACGAUCAUGUUUCUGAUGUUGACCUAUACAUUUUAGAAUUGCAUUCCCUAAAUCCCUCAAAAUCAUUUCUUCAUUCCUCCAGAGCGGUGUGUACGGUGUUCAGCACGUGGCUCUCUGAGUAUCCUGAAGACUUUAAGAGUUUGGGGGAGCCGUCUCACCUGCUGCGCCUCGCUCCCCUUUUCCCCCAGGACUCCUCGUCUGCAGCCGAACUCCGUGAUCGCCUCCUCAGGAUCGCAGAGGAUCUCAGCGAGAAAGCCCUGCUCCCUGACUCCCAUAGAGAAAUGGAGCUGUUUGUCCGUCUUGUCCCGUACCACUGCCUCGGCUCCCUGUGGUCUCAGAGGGACAAGAAGGGCAGGGAAGGCGUUUGUUGGUCUGUCCGGGCCACCAUACGACAGUUCAACAAGCUGGCCAAUGCGGUUUUAGCAUCCUGCCUUUGGCCCACAAAUCUGCGCAGCCAACAGAGAGCCCGGCUGCUGGAGAAAUGGAUCAGCGUGGCAGAGGAGUGCCGAGCCAGGAAGAACUUCUCCUCGCUGUAUGCCAUCGUGUCGGCCCUGCAGAGUAAUCCCAUCCACCGGCUGAGGAAGACUUGGCAGGAAACUGACAGGGAGGCAGUGAGGAGGUACGAGGAGCUGUCAGAAAUCUUCUCAGAAAAGGACAACUACUCACAAAGCAGAGAACUCCUCAAGGAGGAGGGCACAUCCAAGUUCGCCAACAUUGACAACAAGAUCAACAACAAACUAGUUAAUCGGUCUAAUGCCCAGGGCACAGUGCCCUACCUGGGCAUCUUCCUCACUGACCUCACCAUGCUGGACACUGCGGUCAAAGACAGGCUGGAUAACGGCUACAUCAACUUUGACAAAAGGAGAAGGGAGUUUGAGGUUUUGGCUCAAAUCCGUCUCCUGCAGUCUUCCUGCAAAAACUGUGUGUUCACCAGUGAUGAGGCCUUCACUCAGUGGUAUCAGAGCGUCCCUACACUAACAGAGGAGCAGAGUUACAGGCUGUCCAGUGAAAUUGAAGCCCCUGGCGAGCCCAGCCCCCGUGGCCUUACUCCCACAGUCAUCAUCACACAGUGCCGAGACCUGAGUAACUCUCGGAGCAGCCUGACGGGUGACAGUGACAGCCUCUUUGACUUUCCCUCCCCUGUCAAUCAUCUGCUCUCAAAACUCACAAAGCAUAUGAGAUCUCCGUCUGUGUCCUGUCUGGAUGUUGACACGUCGUCAACCAUUGAAUCCACCCCUGCCACGUUGACCCCAACCACUCCCACAAAAUCACACCGCCGAUCAGUCUCCUGCGGCAACAACCCCACGUACAACAUCCAAGGGUCGGGGCCUGACAUGCAAAUCAUCAGGAUACGGAUGGACCUGCACGAUGGAAACUUAUACCGAAGCAUACUGGUCACCAGCAAUGACAAGACACCCACCGUCAUCAGCUCUGCCUUAGAGAAGCACAAUCAGGACCCCAAACAGACGUCCAGAUAUGAGCUGAUCCAACUUCUGCCUGAAGGAAAAGAGCUGAUCAUCCCUGCUACAGGAAAUGUCUUCUAUGCCAUGACAUCAUCUAGUGUUGACUUCCUUUUGAGGAGGAAAGGCGGGAACACUCCUCUGGGCUCAUCGCCGCUCAGCACCGAGUCAAGCGCCACGUUUCCUCGAAUCAAAGCCAAGGGGAGGAGACUGGUCCGGACACUCUUUUGACAUCGGACUUUCCUCAACCCGACCUUGUCCACAGUGACGGGGUUUUCUCCUCACAAACAGUAAAUGUGGCCUUUCACACAUGCCUUUCCCUCAUGCUCCUCCAUAGCUUUUUCUACCAAAACACCAAGACCAGGACCACGUCUGAAUCUGCUGCUGAAGAACUGUCCGUUUCCUCUUCUCCACACAGUAUGCAUAACUUUACACCAAGAGAAAGAGCAAUGGAAGCCUUUAUCCGAGUGCUUUUGGUGCUGGCUCUAGAGUCCCAGUCAGGGACACUUGAUGCAUAUUUUUCAUUCCAUCUCAAUGAAUAAGAUCUGUUUUAAUUGCUUCUAUCCGCAAUCCGGAAAUCCCCUUGUCGUUGCGUACCUCAGUUGUGAGCGAAGCUUCGAAAUGUAAAAAGAGGAUUUAAUGGAUCAGAACGUCUGUAAACACCUGAGAUGCUGAUGAAGGAUUAAGGAGAGAGUGUUUAUUCGGGAAGAAGCAUGAGGAAAUCUAAAUAUACAGAGCCUGUCAGACGAGUUCUUGGUGAAGAGCACACAUGAGGAGAGCCCAAAGACAUAGUGAGAGUGCACCAUUGUAGAAAAAACACUGGAGCUUGACAAAUGAGACCUAUAUAUGUUUUGUACAUAUUUAUAUAUUUUGUACGUCUGAAAGAUGUCCACAUCGUGUUUACACCGGCGAGGAGCUUCAGGUCCAUGUGUCCGAAUUGUCUAAAAGAAAAAAUGCAUCAAAUACCUGCAAGAUUUUAAAUUUAAUUAAUCAAUCAAAAAUAAUUUAUUUUUUAUUUGAAAUGAGCUGCUUGUUUUGACUGACCUAAAAAUAAUGAUUGACUACAGCUAUGCAACACGUUUUGUCCUGCAGAACACAGAACGUUCCUUCAUGGUGAUUCUCACAGCUGUUAUCAACCCUGUUUCAGCAGCAGCUGUUGGGUGAAGCCCCUGAAUGCCACCUGUCCACAGCAGACACACACAGUUAGAGAUUUGCUGGUGAAACAAUGUCAGCUAAAGAGAAAGAUAUCUUUUCUCAAGAGUUGUUUUAGACAAAACUACCCCUUAAAGGAGAGUGAUAAGCACUUGUGUUAUCAGUCUGACGGUAAUACAACUCCAGAUAAACACUUCCUCUUCAGCUUGUUGCAUAAUUAGGCAGCUGUUUGGCAACUUUAUAAGCUGUCGUAGCUUGUUUAAAAAAAAUCUUCUGACCUCUAGUGGCCAAAACAUUGAUUGUUGCAGCUUUAAAAAACAACCUCGCAGCACUUUUAAAGCUUGUGGCUGUGCUUCAGUUCCUCACUGCUGUACCAAAACCAUGAGGAAGGCACUAAGGAAAAUCUGAUCUACCUUCAUAGGUUUUACAGCUCUUACAUCAACAGAGCAUAAUGUAAUUCAUGCACAUUCGUACCCAGCUCUGCAGCUACUGUUUACAUACAGUACAAAGCCUCAUGUUAUAAAUGAACCUGUUACCUUCCGUGUAGGUUUGAAACACGUGUGACCUCUGGCUGUAUCUGCUCAGUGCUUGUGAGGCCUCCUUACAGGCUGAGGCUUGAGCAUAGCGGACCAGGGAGAGGAUUCUGAGUAAUAAUGGAUGACGUGCACUAGCAUGAUACUAUGCUACUGAUUGUUUUAGUGCCUUUCUCCACAGGAUGCUCAUCUUUCCCGUGUUUAGAAUGUAUACAGUGUACGUGAGGGAAUCGCAGUCACCUCAGUGCUGUGCAGUUUCACAUCAAAGCUAUUUAUGCACUACAUGCAGGAUGUCUUAUUUUUGUGGUAAUAAAUUUACUUUUCUAUGAAUUUCAA
Notothenia coriiceps (black rockcod) is the source of this 4114-nucleotide messenger RNA. It is a transcript of the gene rgl2, whose product is annotated as ral guanine nucleotide dissociation stimulator-like 2. The record is from RefSeq and is a predicted model, not a curated record. Bases 192 to 2324 code for a protein of 710 amino acids. The transcript has 18 exons. Lineage: Eukaryota; Metazoa; Chordata; Actinopteri; Perciformes; Nototheniidae. Gene Ontology annotation, biological process: Ras protein signal transduction. Gene Ontology annotation, molecular function: guanyl-nucleotide exchange factor activity. Gene Ontology annotation, cellular component: plasma membrane.